Labeo rohita (rohu) is the source of this 3313-nucleotide messenger RNA. It is a transcript of the gene acp7, whose product is annotated as acid phosphatase 7, tartrate resistant (putative). The coding region runs from base 114 to 1439 and encodes 441 amino acids. The record is from RefSeq and is a predicted model, not a curated record. The transcript has 14 exons. Lineage: Eukaryota; Metazoa; Chordata; Actinopteri; Cypriniformes; Cyprinidae. Gene Ontology annotation, molecular function: acid phosphatase activity; metal ion binding.
CCGGGCGUCACGUGAUCAGCGGCUCAGCUGACGGAAGAAACACAGGUCAUGUGACACUGAAGCAGUUUGAGGAAGAAACUAUUUACACAGUUUUGUAAACGACAGAUGAAGAGAUGAUGAUGAUGAUGGAGCUCCAGGUUUUGCUGUGUUUGUUUGCUCUGAUCGCUGCUGUUUGCUGUGUGCCGCCCAUCGGAACUCAACCUGAGCAGGUGCACAUCUCAUAUCCAGGUGUGAAGAACUCGAUGUUGGUCACAUGGUCAACUGCUAAUAAAACCGAGAGUAUUGUUGAGUACGGUCUGUGGGGCGAGAAACUCUUCAGUCACACGGCGAAGGGAAACUCGAGCGUGUUUACUGAUGGAGGACUCGAGAAGAGGACGAUGUACAUUCACCGGGUCACACUGACCGAUCUGAUACCAACGGCUUCAUACGUGUAUCACUGCGGCAGCGACGCCGGAUGGAGCGACAUCUUCUACUUCACGUCUCUGAAUGAAAGCGUGAGCUUCAGCCCCAGAUUCGCUCUGUUUGGUGACAUGGGCAACGAAAACCCUCAGUCUCUGAGUCGACUGCAGAAAGAGACGCAGAUGGGGAUGUACGACGUCAUUCUGCACAUCGGGGAUUUUGCGUAUGACAUGCAUGAGGAUAACGGGCGUAUCGGUGAUGAGUUCAUGCGUCAGAUCCAGUCCAUCGCUGCUUACACGCCAUACAUGACCUGUCCUGGAAACCACGAGUGGGCUUAUAACUUCUCCCACUACAAGAGUCGUUUCAGUAUGCCGGGACACACGGAGAAUCUGUGGUACAGCUGGAACGUCGGGCCCGCUCAUAUCAUCUCCUUUUCCACUGAAGUCUAUUUCUAUCUGGAAUACGGCCUGGAUCUGCUGUUUAGACAGUAUGAGUGGUUACAGGCCGAUCUGCAGGAAGCGAACCGUCCUGAGAACCGAGCGCAGCGGCCGUGGAUCAUCACGAUGGGACACAGACCCAUGUACUGCUCCAAUGAUGACGGAGACGACUGCACACACUUCCAGAGCUACGUUCGGCUUGGACGCAAUGACACGAUACCUGUUGCUCCUGGACUGGAGGAUUUAUUCUAUCAGCACGGAGUGGAUCUGGAGCUCUGGGCUCAUGAACACACAUAUGAGAGACUCUGGCCCGUCUACGAUUACAAGGUGUUUAACGGGAGCUCUGAAGAGCCGUAUGUGAAUCCUAAAGCGCCCGUGCACAUAAUCACAGGUUCAGCCGGCUGUCGUGAAAAACACGACGGCUUCAUCCCCAAACCCCGCGACUGGAGCGCGUUCAGAAGCACGGAUUACGGCUACACGCGCAUGCGUCUGAUCAACACCACACACCUGUACCUGGAGCAGGUGUCUGACGACCAGUACGGCAAAGUGAUCGAUCAGAUGACGCUGGUGAAGGAGAAACACGGAGCGGACGCCUGGCGCUGAACAUCACGACGUUAACCCAGUCUACGGUGAGACGCACUUUAAUCAAACAAACGAGGGAAUGAGGAUCAAAUUUGACACUCUCCAGCAGCACAUGCUUUGAGUUCUUCAGACUCUUUACAGACAGAUUUACUAUGCAGGACCAUAUUCUCCUUCAUCUAACAGGUUUCUUCAGGAUCUUCAUUUGGACUGAAUACGGGUUAAAAUGUCUUCUUUGAUCUUUUAAAUGAUCAUAUUUUAUAAAGGAGAUAAAGUACUGUAUGAUUUUUUAAAACAAUGAACUCUGUUGCAAAACCUAGUGAACUUCCUACUUAGUAUUUAAGCGUCACAUAAAGUCUAUAACUUUCUGCUGCCUUCUAAGUGGCCAUUCGCACAUAACACACUUUUACAUUUAAAAACAUAAACACUGGAUUUAAAAACAUUACUUAAAGCCUUUAAAUAAUACGUUAUAAAAGUAGAUUUAAUGCGUUAAUUAUGCCUCAAAAUGCAUAACAUCAUAUGAUCUCAUGGAUAAUUAUAACCACAGUUAUAAUACUUGCCAAUUUCUUUAGAAAGUACAGUGCAUUAAAAAUAAACCUCCAAAUAUCAGAAUGCAUUUUCAGUUAUUUAUGAAAAGAUAUAAUGCAUUACAAUGCACAUUACAUAUUUCUUUAAAAUGCAUUAUAAAUAAAAGGUGUUAAAGGUAAUUUAAGUAAUAUGUUAAAACUUAAAAUGCUUUUUAUACUUAAACAUCUUCAAACUUGAGCAAUGCAUUUUAUAAAACUGUUGCAAAAGACAUAAUUUUUAUUUAGUUUAAAUAAAAACUAAAAUUAAUUUUAAAAAAAUUAAAUAACCAUAUUUUAAAAAAAUACACAACCAAAUGACUAAAAGUUUAAAAUUAAAACAAAAAAUUAAAUAAAUAAAAAAAAAAAUUGAAUAAUAUCAGUGAAUAAAAUACACUGUCAGUGUAUUUACAAAAAAUAAAUAAUGCAAAAGCUGAGCAGUGCAAUGUGAAAUGUUCUGUGUGAAUAAAAAUUGCAAAAAAAAAUUCAUUUAUCAACCAGAUAAAUAGAACCAUAUUAUAAUUCAUUAUGAACUCAUUUAAACUCAAUUAAUUUUUUUUUAUUUUCUGGUCUUUAAAAAUGCUCUCACUGGAUGUUAGCUGCAUGUUCAUGUAACAUUUUUAAAUGUUACUACUAGUUUCAGAACAUUCCGAGAAACAUUUAAAAGUAACAUUCCCAUAAUGUAGCAAAAUGAUAAAAAGUAAUGUUUCCUUAUAGUUAAAAUUUAAAAAAAACAUUAAUAUAUAUAUAUUUAUAUAUAUAUAUAUUGGAUGUUUGAACUAAUUAAUUUUGACCUUUUUUCUUUUUGCUGCUAUUAUUGUAGUGUUGUUUUCUUAACCACAUAUGUGACCCUGAAUCACAAAACCAGUCAUAAAGGUCAAUUUUAGAAUAAAUAGAAAUCUGAAAUCUGACAAAAUGAGCUUUCCAUUGAUGUAUGGUUUGUUAGGAUUGGACAAUAUUUGGCUGAGAUACAACGAUUUGGAAAACAUGAAUCUGAGAGUGCAAAACAAUCAAAAUAUUUAAAAAAAGUUGUCCAAAUGAAGUUCUUAGCAAAGUUUUGAUAUAUUUACGGUAGGAAAUUUACAAAAUAUCUUCAUGGAACAUGAUCUUUACUUAAUAUCCUAAUGAUUUUUGGCAUAAAAGAAAAAUGGCUUAUUUGCUACAAAUACACCCGUGAUACUUUUACUUACUUUUGUGCUCCAGGGUCACAUAUGAAAAACAGAAGUGAUUGGAGUUGUCUAAGAAGUGUGCUGUCUAGGGUUUGGAAGAGAGUGAAUAUGAACACAUGCUGCUGCCUUGAACUUUAAAAUGAGCUUUAAUAAAUUCAUCUUGUGA